CUUCUUCUUCAACAUCAUCAUUAGGGUUUUGGUUUUUGACUUUUUGUUAGCAUCUUAUUUUACUAUGUGAAAAGAAAACGACGUUUCCCCACACUUGUCAACAAACGUGGCGCUAAUUUUACAUUAGCGUAGCUUACGCUUAUUCUUUCUUUCUCGCCCUCGCCCCAACAUACCCGGAGACCCUUCUCUAUAUUCCAUUUUUUUAUUUUUUUAUUUUGUUUCGUUAUUUUGUUAAAUCGGGGGGUUGAAUCGUUGAACUCGGUUCUGAAUUUUUAUUUGUUUUUUGUUCUAACAUCUGAGAAGAGAGGAAAAAAAUGGUGGAUUCAGAACGAGUCCAAAAUCCAUGGAUAGCUUCCUCUUCCGACCAAGUUGCUUCAAUUUCACAAGCUGAAUUGAACGCUCAAGCUCCGUUGUUGCUCGAAUCUCCUUCUCUUCAGCCUCCGCCGUCGCCGCCGCAAUCGUCUGACGCCAACAAAUUGGGAAUUGGCGAACGAGCUUUCUCUGCCGCAGGCGCCGCCUUCAUCUCCGCCAUUAUUGUUAAUCCCCUUGAUGUUGCCAAGACAAGGUUGCAAGCACAAGCCGCAGGGGUGGCUUAUUCUCAUCGCCUCAGUAAUAUGACCAGUCGUAUGGCUUGUUUUGGCCCAAACAUGAUGUUUGCUGAUUUAAGAUGUUCUCCUUCGUGUUCCCGUGCUGGAAUCCAUGGCACAAUUUCGCUUUGCCCUCCUGAGUGUUUUCGGUACAAGGGAACAUUUGAUGUCUUGUAUAAAGUUGUACAACAGGAAGGAUUUUCAAGGCUGUGGAGGGGUACAAAUGCAGGCCUGGCACUUGCUAUACCAACCGUGGGAAUUUACCUUCCAUGCUAUGACUUGUUCCGCAACUGGUUGGAGGAAUUCACAGCAAGAAGUGCUCCAAUGACAACUCCAUAUGUACCUUUAGUGGCUGGUUCAUUGUCACGCUCCCUUGCAUGUGCAACUUGUUAUCCUAUUGAACUCGCCAGAACUCGUAUGCAGGCGUUUCAAGAGACUCAAGUUGGUAAAAAGCCUCCUGGAGUUUUUCAGACUCUUGUAGGUGUUGUUUCACAUGUCAAGGGUUCAAAUAGUCCUCCUCAGAACACCUGGCAAGGUUAUCGUGUUCUGUGGACUGGUAUGGGAGCACAACUUGCCCGAGAUGUACCCUUCUCUGCAAUUUGUUGGUCAAUUCUAGAACCUACUAGAAGAAAACUCCUUAGCCUGGUAGGGGGUGAUGACGCCAAUGCAUUGGGUGUUCUUGGGGCAAAUUUUUCAGCUGGUUUUGUUGCUGGAACUCUAGCAGCAGGAGCUACAUGUCCGCUAGAUGUAGCGAAAACUCGAAGGCAAAUAGAGAGGGAUCCGGUGAGGCAACUGAGAAUGACCACAAGACAAACAUUGAUGGAAGUUUGGAGAGAUGGAGGCAUGAAGGGACUGUUCACAGGUUUAGGUCCACGAAUUGGAAGAGCUGGCCCCUCCGUUGGAAUAGUGGUUUCAUUCUAUGAAGUUGUCAAGUUCGCUCUUCAUGCACAACGCUAAGUCAUCAUAACAAAACAGAUUCUCUGAUCAUCACGGAACUAACAACACAACACAGCACAUGAAAUAGCAAAUUGUCAAUUACAUAAGGGUUAAAUUAAAUAUAAGCCAUGCAUGCAGCAAGCAACUAACUUAUAAGGUUCUUGAGCUUUUCUUGUAAUUGUAAUUUUGCUGCUUUGUCGAGCAGCACAAAUUUUGUUGACAACAACUCUUCAAUUGAAGAAGAUUACGUCGGGAAUAAAAUUUGACCCGUUUUUUUUGCCAGUUUCC
This is a messenger RNA of Arachis duranensis, 1811 nucleotides long. Its product is annotated as mitochondrial carrier protein MTM1. Lineage: Eukaryota; Viridiplantae; Streptophyta; Magnoliopsida; Fabales; Fabaceae. Gene Ontology annotation, biological process: mitochondrial transmembrane transport. The coding region runs from base 315 to 1544 and encodes 409 amino acids. The transcript is spliced from 10 exons. The record is from RefSeq and is a predicted model, not a curated record.